Messenger RNA from Polypterus senegalus (gray bichir), 1446 nucleotides. RefSeq names its product MOB kinase activator 3A (gene mob3a). The transcript has 4 exons. Lineage: Eukaryota; Metazoa; Chordata; Cladistia; Polypteriformes; Polypteridae. Gene Ontology annotation, cellular component: nucleus; cytoplasm. Gene Ontology annotation, molecular function: protein kinase activator activity. Bases 245 to 895 code for a protein of 216 amino acids. Gene Ontology annotation, biological process: signal transduction; positive regulation of protein phosphorylation. The record is from RefSeq and is a predicted model, not a curated record.
GUUGUGUGCUGUGCGAUUUACCGCUUGUGUGUGUAGAAGCGAGCGAAGGAGAGCGCCAGCGGUAACUUUGGGUCAGACAGACGUUUUCUUUCCUCUUGCUUAUCAACUCGAUUAGGACUUCAGAGCACUCGGGAGGCAAGUCUCGCCCGAAGUUUACUGUUUGGCUGGUCACCCAAGCGUCCACAGAGCCUCCUCGGUCCCUGAAGCCGCCGCUCACCCGGCCUCACUUCUGACGCACUGAACGAUGUCCAUGGCACUCAAGCAGGUCUUCAAUAAGGACAAGACCUUCCGACCCAAGCGCAAGUUUGAGCAGGGCACUCAGAGGUUUGAGCUGCACAAGAAGGCGCAGGCGUCUCUCAAUGCAGGCCUCGACCUGAAGCAGGCGGUGCAGCUCCCGCACGGCGAAGGGCUGCACGACUGGGUGGCCGUCCACGUGGUGGACUUUUUCAAUCGCAUCAACCUGAUCUACGGCACCAUCUGCGAGUACUGCACUGACCAGUCCUGCCCCGUCAUGUCGGGAGGCCCCAAGUACGAGUACCGCUGGCAGGACGAGUGCCGAUACAAGAAGCCCACGGCCCUGUCCGCCCCCAAGUACAUGAGCCUACUGAUGGAUUGGAUCGAGAUGCAGAUCAACAAUGAGGACAUCUUCCCCACCAAUGUCGGUACCCCCUUUCCAAAAAACUUCAUGCAGGUGGCCAAAAAGAUUCUGUCGCGCCUCUUCCGGGUCUUCGUUCACGUGUACAUCCACCACUUCGACCGCGUGAACAUGAUGGGGGCCGAGGCCCACAUGAACACCUGCUACAAGCACUUCUACUACUUUGUGAUGGAGUUCAACCUCAUAGACCAGAAGGAGCUGGGGCCUCUGAAAGAAAUGACCCUGCAGAUGUGUCACUGAGAAGCGCCGUGCCCACGUAGUGGCCUGGCGUGUCAGACCUCCGACCUGCUGUGUGACGUUAAGAGACCACUUGGGAGACAGAGAAUUUAUUUUUAUAUCUGUGUUUGUAUGUACAUAGAGUUCUGUCCAGUUGUCUGUUUUUAUAAUGGAGUUUGUCUUUUUAGGACAUUUUCGUUUUCUUCAUCUUUGCUCCCACUGGCGAGCAGGCGCCCCACUGACGUAUUUAACGAUGAGAGAGUCGCACCGACCAGUUUAUGUAGCCCACUCACUCCUGUUCUUGGUGACGGCCAAUGGGAGGAGAAGCGCAAGAGCGAGCUGGCGAUGGAGACCCUUUACGCUCGGCCCCUUUCAGAUGGGGGGCCGGCCCACCUUGAGAGCGGGUGGGACUUUUGGCCUCCUUCACCCAGAAUUCCCUCCCGAGAGGCCGUCGGGUUUACCUUAAUGACACAAAGGAAGGAUGACAUGUUGAGUUGUGUGCCAGUGCUGAUAUGGCAGCGCUCUGUUCUGUACGUGUGUGUGUGUGUGUGUCGCGUUUUUGUUGUUUGGUUCUA